Molecule: messenger RNA, 4506 nt
Organism: Culex quinquefasciatus (southern house mosquito)
Lineage: Eukaryota; Metazoa; Arthropoda; Insecta; Diptera; Culicidae
Exons: 4
Coding region: 195-4316 (1373 amino acids)
Molecular function (GO): protein binding
Source: RefSeq, a predicted model, not a curated record
CAAAAAAGAAUGCAUUCAUUCGUAAAAAUCUACCUAUCGUGGGUUGAUUUUUUUAUUCCUUUUUCAAUACUUUUUGAGGACCUAGUGAGCCACUUGAGAUUUAGGUUGUUUUAACUUAGUCGCAUACAUUUUAAAUCUUUUUGAAGACCCAGUGAGCCAGUUGGAACAAAUUCGGCAUUUAAGACGAAAAAAGGAUGACGGAUUCACAACCCUCGGCCAUCAGUGGGGACAGCAUCGCUCAAAGCUUUUCAGCCGGUAGACUUGGCGGUGACGGUGAAGAGUAUCAACGACUUUUUGCGCUUAUGCUGAUUCAGCGAGCUUCGCGAAAACAUAUACCGUUCGAAUUAGCCUUUGAGCAUAAAGAUCUUAUCAAAUUUGAGGACGUUGUUCUGCACCUGGAGGAACCUGGGCAGUGGUGGUUAUUUCAAAACAAGCACAAAAAACGGAAAAAUCAGAGUGAUCGAACCAAAAAAUCCCUAUUAUCAUUAUCGGCUGAUAAUGAGUUUGCACUUUUUCAAUAUAUAGAAGGUUAUCAAAAAGUGGUGAAAAAUUGGAAACAUGGAAAACAUAAAAAAUGGUUUUGUCUGUUCACAAAUAUUGGAUUCAGGGAAGAGGCUGGCCUACAAGAAGAAUUUACUUUUGAAGGGGAAGUUAAGAAGGUUAUAAUAUUCAAUUGCGGAAAAUUUAUUCAACUCAAAGGAUUAGAGAGUAAAAUGUUUGAUAAAAUUAAUGAAGAUUUUAACGAAUUAGUUGAUGCAAUACACACGAUGUUUAAAGAGGGAUUAAUUGAAAAUUCAGUUACCAACUGUAAAGCACUUUUGCUACCAGUCAUUAAUGCAACCGAAAGUGAGGUAACAUUUUCGAAAAACUUUCUUGAAAACCAACUAGAUGAGGAUUUGUUUGAUCACCUGGUGGAGAAGUUUGAUCAGGAUCUCGGUGCAGUUUCAUCCAAUUCAGAAGAAGUGUUAAAAUUUUGGAACGAACAAUGUGAGACCCCAGAGAAAAAGAGAAAAACAAAGAUACCAUCUUAUACAAGCAAGGAAAUCAUUCAAGAGUUUUUCAAAGAUUUUAUACUGGCAUAUUCCCAACCAGAUUUGGACGAACUAGAAAUGCUCAUGUCUGAAGAAAGUCGACUGUGGAUGCGCGAUUGGAUUCGGCCAGAUGAUUUUGGGAGGUUUUCAAAUGAUCAAAUUGGAAACUUUUUUCGUACUUUUAAGAAAGAAUUUAUAAAUUGGGAGAAGCCAGUUCAAAAUAAUAAAAGUUUUUUGAGGCUUUGCGAUGGUAACACUUAUUUGAAACAGGCAGAAAAAAUAUUACGUAAUGAGGUUGAAAAGUGUGCCAAUCGAUCUUGUGUUAGUUUCGAACAAAUAGAAGGAUAUUAUAUAAAUCGCCAGCUAAAAUGCCAACCCCAAUGUAUAAAAGAUGUUUUCAUGGUUGACCAACUUCCCAAAAAUGAAGAGCAAUUUUAUGCUGUCACGGCUGAACCUGGCAUGGGCAAAAGUACACUGAUGCAAUAUUUGGCAUAUAAUGUCCAAAGAAAGUAUUCUGAUGUUGCUGUAUUUUUACUUUAUUCAAGUAAUUUUCAUGGGACAAUUCCGAGCGUUGAACAAUUGGAAGAUAUUUCAAAUAAAAACGUUUUCAAAUCUUUUUUAUCCCCUGAAAACAUUCACCUUAUUGUAAAAGAUGAUAAAACUAAAAUCAAUUUGUUCAUCGAUGCUUUGGAUGAGUUGAGUGUUUCGAGCCAAUAUCAAAUUCUUAAGUUAAUCAAAGUUCUCUUAACCAAAAAAAAUCUUAAAAUUGUUGUUAGCUGUAGAAACCAUGUGCUGGAUAAGCUUACAAAUCAGUUAUGUGUGAAGCCUCUGGAAAUACAGGCAUUCACUGAAGACGAACAGAAACAAUUUUUCAUAAAAGUUUGGAAAGAUAUUUCAAAUGAUAAAGAUAAACUUGAAAAUUUUUCAAACAAACUUAUUCAGAAAAUAAAUAACGAUAUCGACUGCAAUACAAAUCAAUUUACUAGUCUACCGUUGACGAUUAAAAUGGUAACCGAGAUUUACUCAGCAUCAUAUAAAAAAUAUUGUAAAUUUAGAAAAUCCGUAGAAACUUUCUUCAAAAAAAAUGAAUUUAACGUUGUUGUCUUGUUUGAAAACAUUACUUCAAAAUGUAUAAAAAUAGCAAUUAAUAAAAAGUGUAAAGUGGACAACAAUGCUGAGCUUGACCCAUUUUUUGACAGCACACAUAAGGCCAUCGAUAACGAUUACCAAAUAUUUGCAGCAAAAUAUUUAUUUGCAAACGAUAUAGAGUUGAUUCCUUUCAUAACCAAUAAAUUGUUUGGGUCGGUUGAAGGAAGCAUAAAAGAACAACAAUCACUUUUAGUUGAAAUACAGUCAGGUUCUCCUGAGUUCACUCACAAAUCAUAUCGAGAAUAUUUCGCAGCAAAAUUUUUGUUCGAGUAUGUAGGAAAAAAACCAAUAAUUUAUUGCAUUUCUGAAAUUUUGGAAGUUUUAAUUAAGCAUAAAAUUAUGCGAAACUUUUUUUUCGGUUUGAUGUAUUGUAUAACAAAAAACGACAUGAACCGACUCAUGUUUUUGUCAAAUUUACAUCAAGUUGUUUUAUUGUGGUCAUGCGAUGACGAUAACGUUUUCCAAGACCAAUCACUUUUGAAUCAAGCCAAGGUUUCUAGUAUUCAGAAAAUAUGUGAUUACUUGGUCUCUAAAAUCACGUGCAAAUCAGAUGCAGAUGAAUCAAUCGCUAAAACCUCUGAUACAAGAAAACCUCUGAAACUAUCGUUUCGAAUAAUAAUCAGCAAAGCAAAGCAAAACAGUUUAAAAAAGAAAGAAUUUUGGAGAAAAUAUAAGGAAAUGAUUCAUCUUCCAAAAAGUCCUAAAAACGAAAUAUCUGAAUUCUGGAAUGAUGUUUGUCAGUUGACAGAUAGUCAAAUAAAAUAUUAUAAAUUGAAAAAAAAACUUGGAUCAAAUUCUCAUUUAAUAAAUCAUCAAAACAGUGAAAGCCAAAGUCCACUACACAUAGCUGUUUUGAGUUCGUCGAUCAAUGUUGUAAAGUUUCUGGUUAAAACAGACAUAAAUUUAAACUUGACCGAUAAAGAUGGCAACACUGCACUGCAUUUGGCUGUUAAACAAGUAAACACUGAAAUCGUUAAACUGCUGGUUUCAAGUGAGGCAAAUGUUCACGCAACUAAUAAAGCGAAAAAAACUCCAUUGGAUUUGAUAUCUUUUGAAAAUUCUCCUGAUAUCUUAUUAUGUUUAUUAGAAAAACAUUUCAUGUUCAAAUGUGACAUUGUUUUCAAGAAUUCUUUAUUUUUUUAUGCUGCAUUUUUCGGGUGUCUGAGAUCCGUAAAUAUUCUCGUUGAAAGUAGUGUUAAUGUUAAUAGUGAAGACAGUGAAAAAAAUACAGCUUUACACUUUUCUGCUCGAGAAGGGCAUAAACAAAUUGUAGAAUACUUGAUAAAUAAAGGAGCUGAAAGCAAUGUACAAAAUAGUAAUGGAAAAUCACCACUAAUGUUGGCACUGGAACAAGGUCAUCAUGCCAUUGUUUCCAUCUUAAAAGAACAUUCAGCAAAACCCGAUUUACGACUCUUACAAACAAUGUUAAGAGAAUCUGUUAUGAAAAACCAGGAAAACGUGUUGAAGUCAUUGAUUGAAGUUGGUGCUGAAGUAAAUUUCCAGGAUGAAAAAACAGGAAAAACUCUUUUUCAUCUUCAUUUGGUACAGAAUGAUACUUUUCCAAAACCAAACAUUAUUAAGUUGUUGAUAGAAGCUGGCGCGAUUGUUGAAAAAUUUGAUAAUGAAGGCAAUUCCCCUUUACAUCAUGCUUCGAAAUUUGAAGCUAUUUUUCCACUUUUAAUUAAUCACUGUUGUAAAAUAAAUCGAUGUAACUCCAAUAAAGAAACACCACUUCAUUUGGCACUAGAAGCCAAAAAAUCAUUCGCGGCACGAUUGUUGUUAUUUAAGCAAGCUUGUAUUCAUCUCACUGACAAAAAUGGCAACACUGCCUUACACGUUGCAUUAAAAAAUAAUCUUCAAGACGUUGCAAAUAUUUUAAUAAAUCUCGACUCAAACGUUAACAGUCAAAAUUCGAAAGGAGAAACUCCACUUCAUCUGGCAGCAAUAAGCGGUAAUUUAGCGGUCGCGAGAAGAUUAAUAGAAAAUGAAGCAUAUGUGACUGCAAAAACCAAAGAGGGAAAAACUGUUCUAGAUUAUGUGGAGAAAGGCAAAAUGAGUGCAAAAGUUCGGAGGUUACUCUUCGAACUUAUCGAAACAAAAAUGUCAACAAAAAUUAUUACCAUGCACGAAUUGUAAUGCCCAAAGCAUUUAUUUAUAAUUUUUUGCGAAAAAAAAGAGAUAAGGAAGCACGUUCUGUCGAUUUUUAAAGAAUUCCAAUCUAACCAGAUUUGAAUUAGCUAUCCCAGAAUUAUGUUUAUUAUUCUUGUAAAUUAAAGUUGAUAUAAAACGUUAUAGUAAAAUGAAUAAUAAUUACAAUAAAUAUAAA